Messenger RNA from Formica exsecta, 6510 nucleotides. RefSeq lists its product as uncharacterized. The transcript is spliced from 7 exons. Gene Ontology annotation, molecular function: actin filament binding; lamin binding. Bases 290 to 2107 code for a protein of 605 amino acids. Gene Ontology annotation, cellular component: nuclear membrane. The record is from RefSeq and is a predicted model, not a curated record. Lineage: Eukaryota; Metazoa; Arthropoda; Insecta; Hymenoptera; Formicidae. Gene Ontology annotation, biological process: nuclear migration along microtubule.
GGUCGGGACAUUCGGCAUUCGGCACGUGCCGCGUGCAACGUGACAACGGGACGUAUUUGCUUAGGAUUUUAGAAUAACAAUUCGUCAGCAGAAGGAUCAACGUGCGACGAUCGGUUAUGGCGUGCUCGCCCUACGUACGCUUGGCGGGAGACGCGGCAUACAGUUAAUGCAGUAAUAAAAAAUAUAUAUAUAUAUGUAUAUAUAUAUCUCGAGAUCUGCAGAUUUUUAGAGAAACGUUGUCGCACAUUCGUUGUACUUCUUAACUUUAGCGCUCUUAUCAACGAACACGAUGGCGGGAUCUGAUCUUGAAUCCUUAGCAUUCGAUCGCGUAUCCGCGCUCGCUCCAGCGCUUUUAAUCCUCGUUACGUGUCUCACGGUCUUCCACAGGCUAAAAGUGAGAUGGCCUGUAAUUGUGAAUUGCUGGUUCUGCAAUGAGAAUUCAAAGAUCUGGAGGCAACAUUUGAAUUGGUGGUUGUGCCCUUGGUGCGAGCAAUACAACGGCUUCUCCAAGAAUGGUGAUUAUGCGUACAAUAUCCCAGAACAAUAUGCAACGCCGAAUAUGUCUACAAGAUACUGCAGAUUGGUCGAACAGAGCGAUUCACGCAAUGUUUCCAAGAGUCAUCUCUGUGUAGAUUGUAACAAGCAAGAAAGUCUAAAAUUGUUGGAGUUAUCUAAUUUUGAACCGAAGAGUGAGAGACGCUACAAUGUCGAGCUGAAAGGAUUUAAGGAAUAUCUGGAGAACAAAUAUCCGCUGUGCGACAAUUGCAAAUUGACAGUACGGAACGUAUUGAGUAGGCAGGCAUUAUGGCUCACUCGUUACAAAAUGUUAUUUUUUCGGCAGAAACCGAUUAGGAUGCUUAUCGGUAAUUUCCAGAAAAGAAAAUUGGAAGCAAUUUCCCGAAUUAUUUCGACGAUCCUGAUCCCGAUUAUCGUAUACAAUCAUGACUCUGUAUGGUUGCCGAUCAGUGGAUUAUUCUUUCACUUGUGCGCUUGUUGGGCAAGUUCAGCAAAGGGGAAGAAAAUCGACGUAUUAUUGAUAUUUUUAUGGUUCUGCAUCAUUAUCUUUGUGUAUGUCAAAAAUUCAACUUUUCAAAAUGUCUGGCUUACGACGGAGCACAUCGUAUAUCAUCGCAUAAUAGAAGCAUGCGCAUUUAUUAUGGGUUUCUUGAGUGUAAAACCUAUUUCAUAUAAAAAUAAGUUAAUCGGUUCAGUUGCAUUGAAGAAGCUCAAGUUGCGUUCGCGAGCCGUUGUCGCACCUCAAUCCACAUUAGAGAAUUAUAGUGAAAGCAAAAACAACGUUUCUAAUGGAACAAUCAAUGCUGUUGAAUCAUCAGUCUGUAUAACAGGCGAAGUAUCUUCCACUGAAAUCAAAUCGCAUUCAGCAAUAUUGAGACAAAAGCUGUCUACGAUUACCGUUGCGGACAACAACAGCAACAAUAAUUAUAUAAAUUCCGUCUCUCAGAACAAGAACAGUCCGCUGCAGGGCUAUAGCUUGAACCACAGUCUGAGCACUCUCUUCCUAAGCGAGGACUCGCCAAGAUGCGGCAAGAAUACUGCGAAAGCGGCGCCGGCGAUCUUCGAGCGGAGAGUAUACAGUGCGACGAGCUCCGAGAAUCUGUUCAAAAAGUCUGGGUCCAAUAGGAGGUACGUUCUGUCGCCGCCAAAGCUCAGGUCGGUGACGCAGACCUCAUGGGUAGCUGGUGGUUACUGGCAAGAGAGCCAUAUGAUGACCGCGACGCCGCUGACGCUCUCACGAUCGUCUAGCCAGAGCUCCGGCUUCGGAUCGGCCGGUUCCUCCAAUUUUGCCCCUUCCCGCGAGCCGUCCGUGCACGAGCUCGAUCGCUGCUCCGUCGUCUCUGACGCUAUCCGGUGGUCGUAUCAUACGCCAUGUGCGAAUAAUUCGCCGCAGUUGUCGCGAGCCGAGGAACAGGAGAGAUACGUUCGCGAGGCGAACGUUGGCAAUCGGAGCGAUUUGACAUCGGCAUUUCCAAGUCAUAGCGCUACGACAACAACAACGAUCGUCGCGAGCUCCGGCUGGCUCUCCGUGCUGCUCUGCGGCUCGCUGAUAUUGAACAUGAUAGUGCUGUGCGCUACAUUAUUACGUUAACGAGUCGCCGCGUUGUGCCGGGUUGUUGUGUGUUCACUGUAAUUUUUACAAUUGUUAUACAGGAUGAUCCUUAAGUAUAUUCCGAAAAUUAAAGAAAUAAUUCCUUAGAAUUACUUCUUUGAUUUUCGGAACAUACUUGAGGACCACUCUGUAUAUAGCUAUUAAUGUGAUCGUUAACGCUAAUUUAAUCCUCGAGUAUUCGCCGAGUCCGAUCGGUCAAUCCGACUUGAGAGAUGUUUUCUUCUCAUUUUUCUUCGCGUAUAAUUUUACACAAUAAGAUUCCAUAAAUUUUGAAGAUUCAAUCUCUCGAGUCUGAUAAGUGAUACGUAUCUUUUCACCAUGCGAAUACUUUGAGAUGAAACAAUUACACUACUGCCAAUUAAAAGAAGACAAGCGCAAUUUUCUGCGCGUCAAGUACUGUUACACUGACGUUACACACUGCCGAUGUACUUGCUACAGAUACUUGCUUCAACAUAUCCGCCAGUCUUCACUCUAUCUUGCAAAUGUGUAUAAACACAUCCGCGUAUUCUCGUUAAAGUUGAAAUACGCGGGAGAUAUUUGCUCAUCUCAUUCUCUUUAACAUAUAAUUUUUAUUCUCCCUCCUCAUUCCAAAAAAAAUAUCUCAGAAUACAUUAUUUUCAUUUGUAUUAAUGUAUAUAUUUUAAUGUGGCGUAACAUUUUUUCUCAUGAUAAAUAAAAUUGUAAAAAAUUAGUUGGGGAAAAAAUGCGAUGUGCAAAUAUUUUCUUACGCGCAGUAAUUAUUACUUUAGUGAAAGAUGUACGUAUAUUGAUCUUUAAAGAUAAAGAAAUAAGGAUAUUUGUUUAAGCGUUGAAGAUUUCCCGUUUUCUAUACGUACUUGUUAUUUAUCGAUGAAACCGAUUGUGCACGCACUGCCGAAAACAGAAAAAAUUUCGUAUGUGAAAAGAAAAAAAAAAGAAAAUGCGCUCUAUCGACAGGCACAUGUGAUACAUCUGCCUGUUCUUAGCUGACGGACUAGGAAAACUUGUUGUAAUAAUGUUACUUAUAUUGUAUUCCGAUUAUUGUACGUUUUGAUAUGUACGAUAUUGUACAAUUGUAUCGAGACGAGAAUAAAACAGUAACUCUUUUACAAUAGUUUUCGGAAGACGUGUCCAUUUUUAGUUUUAUUCGUACGAGGAAGAUAAUCCUGUCCAAAUCCCCUUGACAAGAUAUGCAGAAGAAAAAGAAAGAUGAUCUUACAAGUGCGAAAAUAUAACACGUAGAUCGUGAUCGAGAGAGAUGAUAUAUUCCUAUUUCUCUCAAAAAGUUGGACUUUCAAUAUCGUCCGCGUAGGAUGAUUAAAUUUAGGACGUUACUAAUAAAGAGAUGUUUUAUGUAUAAUAUACUUUAUUGUGUGUGUUACUUUAUAAAUAUAUUUUUUUCGGAGAUUACUUCGCCGAGAUAGAGUACGACGGUGCGACAAUAAAUAAAUAGGUAAAUACAAUCGUUUAAUGAGAUUUUUUUCUGCGUUCUUCUUUCUUUUUUUUCAAUGUAAGCAUUCUCAUCUCUCGAUAAAAUCGAAUAUUAAUCAUAAUAUCUUAAAAUUACAUUCUUUAAUCCGAGGAGAAUAUUGUAUUACAAUAUAUAUAUAGUACCUUGUAGCUACAGCCUCUCUUCUACACCCUGCAUACAAAUCUACUACCACCUAGAGUCUAGGAAAAUGUUUAGAAUUGCAUCUAUGCGUUUUUAUUUGUUUUCUAUCUCGUUAGCUAUGCGUUCUGUUUCAGAUGAGGUAGAUCUGAACUCGAUCUAUUGAGAUGCGGGAAGGAAAUAUAUCGCGUGUGAUGGAUUCACACGAAACUGUCUUCGGAAAUCUGUGCUGUAAAUCUAAAGAAUCUAUUCUCUGAAUUGUCUCACAAUGAAACGAGAAAUGCGACGAUUUAUCUCUUUUCUUUUUCUUUAUCUCAAUUUUUAUUUUGUUCGCUCUCAUCGUAGAGACAAAGAAACAGGUUGUAGAUCGACCUCCUCUUCAACAGUAACUGACUGCGCGUGCACAUAAAAUCGUUACAAUUCGCCUACUUGACUUUGCAGUAAAUAAGUGCAGUGUUUCGAACACACGCCCAAGAUAUUAGGAAAAUAAUAACGCUAAUAGCUUUUAUCGUGUCUUCCCCGCGCUCGUCAAAUCCGUCGGCCCCGACAUCCUGGUGCUCUUACAUUAUCGCACGUUACAUAUUGUAAUAACGGAAUCGAUCAUGAUUAUCACAAGAAUCUCUCGGCGGCGAUAUCUACACAAUUCUUACACAAAUUCUUUCAGUUCUUCAGACUUAUAAGCGAGAGAAAAAGGAAAUGAGUGACAGAAGAAUUGGGAGAAUCGAGAAUUAAUUUUAUUCUUCUUAACGACGGAGGAAAGGUGAGAGAAACAAAGAUGGGAGGGGAAACAGCACGAUGAACCACGUUACAUUAGCUCUCGAUUCGGGAAAAUACAUUCAUCGGUUAGGCAUCUAAAGAGGACGCGCCUUAGAGAGAAGAGAUGUUAACACUAUAUAAAUGUGUAUUAUUAUAUCUGCGAUAAAUACAAUCGUGCACUAAGAAACGCUCCCUUCCGCCUCCGCCUUGUUCGUUUAAUCGCGAAAUUAAUGUGAACGGUGUUACAAGAGCGCGGUUUGCACGUGAUACAUACAUAUAUAUAUAUGUAUAUAUAUAUAAUAUAUCGUAUAAUAUUUACAUAUAGAUCCGACACAAAAAUAUUUAGUUCAACGAUAAUUGCACCCGCGCAAUGCACCACACACACACACACACACACACACACACACGCACACACACUCUUUGUUGUCGGUUAUUUUCUCGCUUAUGUAUUAUAGCAAAAGAAAAAACGCAGCUCCUUGCUCUCGAUACAGUUACAUAUCACAAAAGUUAAGGAAAGAUAAAGAGGGGGAGGGAGAGGGGCAGGAGCAGGAAGUAUGUGGCGAAAAAAAAAAAUAUAUAUAUAUAUAUAACUUUUGCGUAAAGUUAAAAAAAAUUAUCCGUUUCUUCUCUGAAGAGAGGAUCUUUUCAAGAGCGAUAAUGAAUGCAAGAUUGUAAAAUGUCAUGUAAGAGAGAAAAAUGCACGAGUAUGCGUAAGAGGCCAUGCCAAAUUUGUAUCUUAUCUCGAUUAACGAUACUGUCGAGAGUAUCGCGUGUGCGAUUCUAGAAACCUUGAGAAGAACAGAUAUACAAGUGACAUAAGUUUUACGUGUAAACCGGACAUAUAUAUAAAAGAUAAUGCGAGAAUUAAAUUAGGUUUAAAAAAAAAACGAGCGUGAAAUUUUUCGAUGGGAGAGCUAUUUUUCUCUUCUUUCUUCAGAAACGUAAUAAUAAAGUAAACCUUAGGGUUGGCUCUCUCGCAAUCGGAUAAUUCAGGGCAUAUGAGAUGAAGGGAAGAGGGACUUCCAAGGUUUCUCUCAACACUGUGCGUUUCGCAAAGAUCGCUUUUAAUCAUUAGUGCAAGAAAAAAAGAGCCUUUUGCAAGAUUAGAAAUAGUCGGCGAAAAAGUGCGAAGUAAACGAUGGAUUAGUUUCUUCCUGUCCCUCCGAAAAGUUCCUCAUAAAUUUCUCUCGUUCUAAUAACGCGCGCGCACAUGCAUACAUACACAUAUACAUACUGGCUCUGAAACGGGAACGCUCUGGAGAAGCAAUUCUACGCUUGACAUGCUUGGUCAAGCGUGCCCUCCGGCGAGAGAGCCUUCUUAUCAGUUAUGCGGAGAGAAAGAGAAAAAGAGGGAGAGAGAGAAAGACUUCUUACGAUUAUGACAAUACUCGUGUGUAAGCCAUAAUUACAUUUACAUUCGCUCUCGAAGCCGCAUGUCCGAUCGUCUUUUUAAUCAGGUGGAUUCUGAAUUAAAGGCGUCUUAAGUAUUCUUUGCUUCUUUCAAGAUAACGAGGAUUGGGACACGAUUCUUCAACGGUAUUCGUUUUCUUCUUUUCUUUUCUCUUUUUUUCGAGAGAGAAAUAGCGAUGCAAAUAGAAACACACUGAUCAAUGUAAAAAAUAUUCCGAGAGAAACUUCUUCGCGCACUCGUUAGAUUGAGAAACACUCGCUUUAUUAUCGAAUCACCAUUAUCAUCAUCAUCGUCAUGCAUAUAUGUGACACAUUUUAAAUUAAAUAAUUUAUAAAAAUUACCUAUUUACACAUCGACAGGACAUGCAGCGCUCGCGUAUAUACAAAAUGUUCGGUAAUAACCGCGUCAUCUCGCGUGUGCAAGUAGAGCGGGUGAAACCGAGUAGAAAAGUCUCAUCCGUGGUUUUGCGAUUUUUGCAAUAAUUAAUGAGAAAUUAAUUUUAAAAAACUGCAAAAUGGUAGAGGACUUCUACUCGCUCUACCUGCACUACAGUUAUUACCGUACAUUCUGUAUAUGUAACUUAAUGCACUCUUAUCUUAUAUAUACCUAAGCACAUGCUUGCUUCGA